GCGCAAGGUGCGCAGUUCCAAUCAACAUUAAUUCAAUCAUGGAUGACUGAUGUCAAUGAGAUCUUUCUGUUACGAUCCGCGUCAGAUUAUUCUAGGCUUGGAGCUCUCUGGAGGGUACAGACCGGCCCAGUGUGCUCCAAACUUUGAUGUUAGCACCCCAACUAAGGCUAUGGUUGCUCAUCGUUCAUUGGCCCAAGGAUUGUGCCACCAAAGUCAAUUAUUGGUUGUUAAAGAAGCCUGAUUCUUAUCUUCUGGACGGACCAGAUGGAUCCUGGCACAACUUCGCCAUUCUUCUUGUUGGCCAACGCUGCCGCCGUGGCCGCGGCUGUGGCUGCCGUUGCCAGGAUAUAUCGUCAACCGCGCUCGAAAAGCUGCCCGCCAGGCCCUACACCCCUCCCGGUUCUAGGAUGCGCGCUACAGAUCGACACGCAGCAACCUUGGCUAACAUUUAGCGAAUGGAAAGAAGUUUACGGUGACAUUGUGUACUGUCCAAUAUUCGGUCAGGACGUGUUUGUCGUAAACACCGAGAAGGCGGCGGAAGAUUUGUUUGAUAAGCGUUCUGGAAACUACUCUGAUAGGAUGGAUACUUCCGUCCUGGCCAAAUACUACGGACUGGGAUACCACACCGGCCAGAGCAGGCAUAACGACACAUGGCGAGCCCAUAGACGGGUAGUCCAGCAAGGUCUUCGACGAGAGCCCGUCGAGGUGUACCGCCCUGUCCAGCUUCGGCGCACGCACGAUCUCAUCAAAAGCCUGAGAGAGUCUCCGAGUCAGUAUUGGCAUCACUUUAAGAGAUUCUCCGGAACGACAAUCUUGGAAGUUGUGUACGACCACAGCGUCAGUGAAAAUGAUGAAGACGAUCCCGUUCUGAAGGAAAUAUCCGAUGCCAAUGACCUAAGCAUUUUUCUGCUGGCCCCAGGGAAGAUUCUUUGCCUGAGUAUAUUUCCCUUCCUCCGAUAUAUUCCUAGCUGGUUCCUCGGUGGGCAGUUUAAUUCUGCAUUCUGCCGAAAACAACAGGAGACUAUGCUAGAUUUGCCGUAUAAUGAAAUCAAGAGCAAAGUUGCAGGUGGAGGUGCCAGCCGUUGCCUGGUUGCGGACGCAUUGGAGCGCUAUGAUGAUCAGAUUGACAAAGACUUCGAUAAAACCCUCCGAGACGCGUUUGGAUCUGCUUACGCUGCUGGAGAAGAGACCACCGGUUCCACAUUGAUGAUAUUCAUCCUCGCCAUGGUCCUAUCCCCUCACGUCCAAAAACGUGCACAGAGUGAAAUCGACACUUUUAUCGGCACUGGACGUCUUCCAAAUUUCGAUGACUGGGCGGGCCUGCCCUACGUCGAGGCGGUAUUACGCGAGACGUUGAGGUGGUAUACAGUAGUUCCCCAAGGUCUUCCCCAUGCAGCGUCCGGCGAGGACGUAUACCGCGGGUAUCACAUACCUAAAGGUUCAGUGAUUGUACCUAACGUCUGGGCCAUGACGCGGAACCCCGAGAAGUACCCCUCGCCCUCUGAAUUCAAGCCCGAGCGUUUCCUCGAUGAUGAAGGCAACCUGACUAGGGAUGAAGUUGACUUCGUAUUUGGCUUCGGGCGACGUGUUUGUCCAGGGAGGUAUCUCGCAAGGGCGUCUAUAUGGGUGGCGAUUGCCUGUAUCCUCGCUGAGUUCAACAUCGAGAAAGAUAAAGACGCGGAGGGUAGACCUAUUGAGCCCGAGCCAGAAUGGGUGCAUGGGCUGACUUCGGCGCCAAGAUCGUUCUCUUGUAAUAUUGUUCCGCGAUCUUUGUGAUUUCACGCUCGUGUACUACCGUUAUUCCCUGGUUAUUCCCCGCCAAGUUAUAGGCUAUGACAUCAUAUGCACACCUGACCUUGACCUGACCGCAAAUAAGAUGUUCUUUACCAUGUGG
Coniophora puteana RWD-64-598 SS2 is the source of this 1894-nucleotide messenger RNA. RefSeq names its product PAH-inducible cytochrome P450 monooxygenase PC-PAH 6. The coding region runs from base 265 to 1776 and encodes 503 amino acids. The transcript is spliced from 13 exons. The record is from RefSeq and is a predicted model, not a curated record. Lineage: Eukaryota; Fungi; Basidiomycota; Agaricomycetes; Boletales; Coniophoraceae. Gene Ontology annotation, molecular function: heme binding; iron ion binding; oxidoreductase activity, acting on paired donors, with incorporation or reduction of molecular oxygen.